This is a messenger RNA of Leptidea sinapis, 1554 nucleotides long. RefSeq names its product allergen Tha p 1-like. The transcript is spliced from 3 exons. The coding region runs from base 128 to 502 and encodes 124 amino acids. The record is from RefSeq and is a predicted model, not a curated record. NCBI's taxonomy places the organism in Eukaryota, Metazoa, Arthropoda, Insecta, Lepidoptera, Pieridae.
CCCGAGUAAUGUCAAACCAGUUUGUCAAAAGAUGUCGCGUUUAUUCGUAUAAAAAGUGGUCUUGACAUGUGGUUUUCUUGAUUUUGUUUUAAAGUGUCAUCGUUGUAAGAACGUCUAAAAAAUAAGAAUGAAAAGUCUUAUAGUGUUAUUCCUUCUGGGAGUAUCGGCGAUAGCUUCGUCUCAAAAAUAUACUGAUCGGUUUGACAACGUAAACGUGCAGGAAAUAUUGAAUAACAAGAGAUUACUCAGUGCUUAUAUCAACUGUGUUUUGGAAAAAGGAAAGUGUACCAAUGAAGGCAGGGAACUCAAAUCCCAUAUUAAGGAUGCACUGGAGAACCAAUGCGCUAAAUGUACUGAAGCACAACAUAAGGGAACCCGCACAGUCCUCGGCCAUCUCAUAAACCGUGAACCCAGCUCUUGGGAGCAGCUCGUGAAGAAAUAUGACCCAGAGAGAAGAUACGUGCAUAAGUACGAAAAGGAACUAAGAGAGAUCACAGUAUAACAUUACCUUAUUUUUUAUUAUGUUGUAGAAUAAGAAUUCAAGGUUCUUUACGUCUUUCCCAUUACUUACUCGACUGAAGUUUUGCUGUCAGUAGCUGGGGUAGAGGGCAUUCACAGUGCAUCUCCAUCUUCAUCAGAACCGCCAGCGAAACAUCUGUCUCGAUUUCUCUCAGGUCUCUCCAUUGUGCUUCGCUUCGUCAAUGUCAGUUCGCCGCCAGGUUUGCUUUGAACGGCUACGGAAAUGUUUCCAUUAGGUCUUUCAGUCUAGGGCUUGCCUCAUCCCUUCGGCGUGUGUGGAUCCAGCUCUGUUCUUUCCAAUAUCACCAAUCCUCUCGCCUUUUUCGAUAUUUUAGUUCUCGUCAGUACUUUAAUACAAUACUGUUAUAUAUUUUAGAGCAUUCUUUCUCGCUCUAAAUUUAUAUUGGAGGGCUCUCCCUUCUCUGCUCACUUUUCUCCUCCUUAGUCGUUCACUCUUGACAGAGUGGUCGUGGGUGAAUGUUGAGACUGUAGGUACACACAAGACGUACCUAUGGUGGAUAAUGCAGCCCUCGCAAUGCGCCUCCACUUGUCUUCAGGGUUACGGGAACAUUGGACUAUGGUGGUUUGUGUCGCAGCCUUUAUCAGGUCUGUCCAACGCGUAGGUGACCGACCUCGUGACCGCUUGCCUUCCACUCGUCCUGCUCACUUUGAGAAAUGCUUAUAAAAAGUAUUGGACACGUCAGACGUGAUACAGCCAGAACAUUUACACACUGCAUUAUCACUAUGGAACCUGUAGUAGAAGUAUACUCGGUUCUCAAAAUCUCAGCGCAGUCCAACAGUAGAUAUCUUCAAACACAACUCCUCUUCUGUCUUUUCUUAUUUAAGGCGGCGGACUUUGUAUUAUACUAUUACAGUAAGGCUGCCCAGUUUGUUUGUUUGUUUUUAUUCGUAAGGUGAAUGUCAAUAUACAUGUAGUUUAAUCAGUGCUUUAUACUUUUAUUUUUGUGUGUGUUCUCUUAUGACAUUACUGUAUGUUUUUAUUGUAGCUUUUUGUUAUUAAAAUGUAAAGAAAUA